Molecule: messenger RNA, 786 nt
Organism: Aspergillus clavatus NRRL 1
Lineage: Eukaryota; Fungi; Ascomycota; Eurotiomycetes; Eurotiales; Aspergillaceae
Product: putative trimethyllysine dioxygenase TmlH
Exons: 4
Coding region: 1-786 (261 amino acids)
Biological process (GO): carnitine biosynthetic process
Cellular component (GO): mitochondrion
Molecular function (GO): iron ion binding; trimethyllysine dioxygenase activity
Source: RefSeq, a predicted model, not a curated record
AUGGUGAAGUACAAAUGGGGCUUCUGUUUCGUGAAAGGCGUCCCUGUCGAUCCUGAAUCAACCCAAAAGCUCAUCGAACGGAUUGCCUUUAUAAGACACACUCAUUACGGUGGUUUCUGGGACUUUACCUCAGACUUGACUUUCAAGGACACUGCAUACACCAAAGAGUUUCUCGGUGCUCACACCGAUAACACCUAUUUCACUGACCCAGCAAGACUCCAACUUUUCCAUCUUCUGUCACAUACUGAAGGCCAUGGAGGUGCCAGCUUACUUGUAGAUGGCUUCAAAGCCGCUGCUAUUAUGCGAAGAGAGAACCCGAAGCAUUUAGGAGUAUUAGCUUCUACAAGACAUCCGUACCACGCAAGUGGUAACGAUGAUGUGUGCAUCCAGCCAGCAGAACAGGCACCUGUCUUCAAGAUUCAUCCUGACUUGGGCCGGCUAUAUCAGAUUCGUUGGAACAACUACGAUCGGGCAGCGAAACGGAAUUGGGGUUUGAAGGAACAGAACCGCUGGUACAAUGCUGCACGCCAUUACAACAACAUCAUCCAGCGCCCUGGCGUUGAAAUCUGGACGCAACUCGAACCCGGAACAGCACUCAUCUUUGAUAACUGGAGAAUGCUCCAUGGUCGCUCCGAGUUCACCGGAAAGCGACGAAUGUGCGGUGGUUAUGUCAACAACGACGAUUUUAUCUCGCGCUACCGUCUGCUCAAGUACGGAAGAGAGAAGGUCAUCGAGAAUCUUGGGAACCUUGCCUAUUUCAAGGAAAACCCGAACAUGCUUAUCUAG